CGAGGAAACACAUAGAAAUGCUGCAAAUGACUGGGGCCCCGCAUGCAUUUGCCGCCCGAGCGCUCGAAGCCCCGGUUUUCUGCGCGGACUUUUCGGACCGAAGCCCGGGCUGGCACUUUCGGGGGCGGAGGCUGGGAGCAUGAAACCCGCGGGCUGGGGGCUGUGCUGGGCCGCCGCCCUGCUUCUCGCAGCUACGGGGACGGCAGCGGAAGACAAAUGUGGGAGAAACGAGUUCCAGUGCCAGGAUGGGAAGUGCAUCUCCUACAAGUGGGUUUGUGACGGGAGCGCCGAAUGCCUCGAUGCCUCAGAUGAGUCCCAGGAGACCUGCAUGUCUGUCACCUGCAAGUCGGGGGACUUCAGCUGUGGGGGUCGUGUGAACCGCUGUAUCUCUCAGUUCUGGAGAUGUGAUGGCCAGGUGGACUGCGAGAAUGGCUCAGAUGAGCAAGGCUGUUUGCCCAGGACGUGUGCCCAGAAUGAGUUCCGCUGCCAGGAUGGGAAGUGCAUCGCCCUGGAAUUCGUCUGCGAUUCGGACCGGGACUGUUUGGACGCGUCGGACGAGGCGUCCUGCCCCGUGUCCACCUGCGGCCUUGCCACCUUCCAGUGCAACAGCUCGGCCUGCAUCCCCGAGCUGUGGGCUUGUGACGGUGACCCCGACUGCAAGGAUGGCUCAGAUGAGUGGCCGCAGCACUGUCGGGGCCACAACACGUCCGCCCCCCAACAGGACAGCAGCCCUUGCUCACCCCUUGAGUUUCACUGCCAGAGCGGAGAAUGCAUCCACUCCAGCUGGCGCUGCGAUGGUGGCCCCGACUGCAAGGACAAGUCAGACGAGGAGAACUGCACGGUGGCCACGUGCCGGCCUGAUGAGUUCCAGUGCUUGGACGGAACCUGCAUCCACGGCAGCCGGCAGUGCGACAGAGAGUAUGACUGUAAGGACAUGAGUGACGAGCUCGGCUGCAUCAACGUAACGCUGUGUGAGGGGCCCAACAAGUUCAAGUGCCACAGUGGCGAAUGCAUCACGCUGGACAAAGUGUGCAACUCGGUCAGGGACUGUCGGGACUGGUCGGACGAGCCCCUCAAGGAGUGCGGGACCAAUGAGUGUCUGGACAACAAGGGUGGCUGCUCCCACAUCUGCAACGACCUCAAGAUGGGCUACGAGUGCUUGUGCCCCGAGGGCUUCCGGCUGGUGGACCAGCGAAGAUGUGAAGAUAUCGACGAGUGUCAGGAUCCCGACGUGUGCAGCCAGCUGUGCGUGAACCUCGAGGGCAGCUACAAGUGUGACUGUGAGGAGGGCUUCCAGCUGGACCCCCACACCAAGGCCUGCAAGGCUGUUGGCAACAUCGCCUACCUCUUUUUCACCAACCGCCACGAGGUGAGGAAGAUGACCCUGGACCGCAGUGAAUACACCAGCCUCAUCCCGAACUUGAAGAAUGUCGUUGCCCUAGACACAGAAGUGGCCAGCAACAGAAUCUACUGGUCUGACCUGUCCCAAAGGAAGAUCUACAGUACCCAAAUCGACAGAGCCCCCAGCUUCUCCUCCUAUGACACCGUCAUCAGUGAGGACCUACAGGCCCCUGAUGGGCUGGCAGUGGACUGGGUCCACAGCAACAUAUACUGGACAGACUCCAUCCUGGGCACCGUCUCCGUGGCUGACACCAAGGGUGUGAAGAGAAAGACACUCUUCAAGGAGAAAGGCUCCAAGCCUCGUGCCAUCGUGGUGGAUCCUGUUCACGGCUUCAUGUACUGGACGGAUUGGGGAACCCCCGCUGAGAUCAAGAAGGGCGGGCUGAAUGGUGUCGAUGUUUACUCGCUCGUGACGGAAGACAUCCAGUGGCCCAAUGGCAUCACCCUGGAUCUUUCUGUUGGCCGCCUCUACUGGGUCGACUCCAAGCUCCAUUCCAUCUCCAGCAUUGAUGUCAAUGGCGGGAACCGGAAGACCGUUUUGGAGGACAAGAAAAAGUUGGCACACCCCUUCUCCUUGGCCGUCUUCGAGGAUAAAAUAUUUUGGACGGACAUCAUCAACGAAGCCAUUUUCAGUGCCAACCGCCUCACAGGUUCAGACAUUAAUUUGGUGGCAGAAAACCUGUUGUCCCCGGAAGACAUUGUCCUUUUUCACAACCUCACACAACCAAGAGGGGUGAACUGGUGUGAGAGGACUGCCCUCCACAAUGGUGGCUGCCAAUACCUGUGUCUCCCGGCCCCGCAGAUCAAUCCCCACUCGCCCAAGUUCACCUGUGCCUGCCCUGAUGGCAUGCUGCUGGCCGAGGACAUGAGGAGCUGCCUCAUAGGGACUGACCCUCCAGCGACCACCCUGGGCACCUCCACGGUCCCGGUCAGGCCGACGACGGUCCGCCCCACAGCCGUGGAGCCAAAGCACACAGCCAGCCCGUGGUCCGUGGCCAGCCCUGAGUUCACCACGGCUGAGACGGUGACGAUGUCCCACCACGCCCUGGGUGAUGCUGCCAGCAGAGGAGACGAGGAGAGGCCCAGGAGCGGGGGGGCUCUGUACAUCAUCCUUCCCAUCGUACUGCUCAUCUUCCUGUGCUUCGGGACCUUCCUCCUCUGGAAGAACUGGCGGCUGAAGAGCAUCAACAGCAUCAACUUCGACAAUCCCGUGUACCAGAAGACCACGGAGGACGAGGUCCACAUCUGCUGCAGCCAGGACGGCUACACCUACCCGUCGAGACAGAUGGUCAGCCUGGAGGAUGAUGUGGCGUGAGUUGCUGCCUCUGGUCCUGUCCUUCCCCGGAACCUGCUGCCGCUCACGGGCAGGAAGAACACUUUCUCCCCGGCCCCUUGACCUGCCCCAAACCCUUCCUGAGACCCUGAUGCCCUCCCGUUUCAUGCAAAGAGAGAGGUGAACCCAAAGCACAGUUGGCGGCCGCAGCCUCCGCGCCGGCAGCCGCGUGGCCUGUCCUGCCAGAGCUUUGUUCUAUAUAUUUAUUCGUCUGGGAGGCAGAACGGGCUUCGAACGGCACAUGCGCAACGGGUUUAGGUUGGGAUUUUUUUUUUUUCUCUUUCUUUCUCUAUGAAUAGUGGAGAAGAGAAGUCCGAAUGAGCUGGAGGGGGGCGCAUUUCUGCCCUCUCCAGGGACUGCUCACUUCUUCCACCUGAGGGACUGCCAGAGGGACCCAGAGGGAGAGCAGGCAAGGGGGCUUGGGACUCGAGAGAACAGGUCCUACCCGCAAGGUCUGGGGUAGCUGCUCUACCCACCCCCACUCUAGCCCGAGCCCCCCACCUCAGGAGUAAACGUGCUCACCUCUGCCUUGCUGGACAGCCAGAGUUCGCUUUUGCUUUGCUACCCCUCUUUCCAAGCGAGGUCUGUGCCCUCCCUCAACGCCAAGACUCUGGCAUCUGUCUUGACCUGGCCGAAUCCAGCAUCCCGGGGGCGUGGCCAAGUCACGCCCCCAGUCAUGCACCAAAACCUCCAUGGUUCCCACGGAAACCUGUGCCACCGGUUGCCCUUAAUAUUUAUUAAGUGCCUGAGAUACCCAGUUAGCUGAUGCGUGAAGACAGCGGCCUCCAGCCUCUAGGAGCAUCGUGUGGUCGGGUGUGGUGGUCGGGACCGCUGCCCCCGCCCCGGCCCCCUCCAGGUCCCCGUGCACUUUUUUUUUUUUUUUUUUAGUUCAGGGCUGUAUCUUGUGUAACGUUGACAUUGUUACUAUUUUGCACUGGUUUCUGUUCCGGUUGGGAUGGGCUCCCGGGUGGGCGAGAGCCUGUGUAGAUGAAUGUGAGAUCCCGGGGCCUCUCCCCCCACCAAGCGCCUCAAAGCUGCCAUCAUAAGACUAUCCAGCUAGUGUUUCGGCUUCUGUGCAGAUGCCCCCAAGCCAUUAAUUUCCCCAACAAGAUGGUUGUGGUUGACGGGUAUCCACCAAAAAUGUGCAUGGCGUUUUAGCCCUGAAAGACGGCCCCCGGGCUGGGUCACUUCAUGGGACUUCUUAAAACGUCUUUCCUAUAUGAUCAUCCGUGUCCCAUUUACGACCAAAGAGAGAAGAGGCAGGCUUCUGUAGCUUCCUGCCUGAUGUCUCCCAGGGCCUGCCCAUUGCUCACCGCAUGACCACCAAACACUGUGCCCUACCCUGCAGGAAACUGUGAAAGCCUUUUCUCCUUCCGAAGCAUGUAAAUAAUCCCCUGUACAGAUCAUGGGGGGAGGGGGGGGCUUUUUUGUUAUGUUUGCACUUUGUAUAUUUGUUAAACAUGUAUCACUUAUAUAUAUAUGAAACAAAGAUCUAUUUAUUUUUGCAAACCCUGGUUGCUGCAUCACUGACCCCUCCGGGGGCUCUGCAUUGGGGGACGUCGUCUCUGAGACGCCUCUUCUUUUUGUACAAAGAUUAGCGCAAAGCUCUUCAGGAGAAUCGUGUCUGUGUUGUAUAUAUGGCGGGUUGCUUUGGGAGGAUGGGUUAUCGCUUUUUAAACCACUGUACAGAAUGUUUUUAUAGCCUGAAUGUCUGUGAUCGAUUAAAUUUCUUAAAUGAA
Messenger RNA from Zalophus californianus (California sea lion), 4473 nucleotides. It is a transcript of the gene LDLR, whose product is annotated as low density lipoprotein receptor. Lineage: Eukaryota; Metazoa; Chordata; Mammalia; Carnivora; Otariidae. The transcript has 18 exons. Bases 140 to 2716 code for a protein of 858 amino acids. The record is from RefSeq and is a predicted model, not a curated record. Gene Ontology annotation, molecular function: protein binding; calcium ion binding.